Chara braunii is the source of this 1336-nucleotide messenger RNA. The record is from the annotation of a GenBank genome assembly. Lineage: Eukaryota; Viridiplantae; Streptophyta; Charophyceae; Charales; Characeae.
CCGGUGGCCGAGAUUUGCGCGCAAGGUUCGUUCCCCUGGUCCGCCGCGCCGCUGCUUCCUCGUCCACUUCGCCAUCGCUGACGGAGCAGGAGGGCAUGGUUUUACUCACGCGUCAUGAGUACCGCUGGUUGGUUAUGCCUAUGCCUUGAAGUAGCCCCAACCAUUUGAUAGGUUGGUUAGAAGUAUAAAUCACCAACUUUGCAAUUGUUUGGUUUUUCACCAUCUGCUAGGAAGCAUUACGUUUCUCUGGACAUAGCGAAGGGAGGAAACGGAGCCACCAUGGCAGAAGCUGUAGGGGAGGUAGAGAUGAGAGGGAGACUAUCACCUCCGCCCCCCAACUUUUGCGCUAUGGAGGAUAGAGUUAGACACUCCAUUAGACAAUGUUAUGACGAAGGCGUGUUUUCGGUGGAACCUAACAUGGGAGAAGUGGUUGAAGACGAGAGGGGGAGGAGAUUCAAAGUGAACGAGUCGCUGGAUGCCAUUAAGGAGAAAUGGUUUAAGGAGAGGACGGUCAUCUUCAUCUUCCAAGAUGAAGCGAGGAAUUUGACGAGAGGGGUAAAGGACGAUUUGAUCCGCUCCUUCGAGGAUGGGUGGCUUGCCAGGAGGGUUCCGUUAGAUGCCAUGUACUACUUACCAAGUGCAGUGGAAGGCUUGAUUGGGGGCCUAAAGCAGAUGCACGCGCCAGAGGCUAAUAGAUCACGGCCAAAGCUUAUGAAUGUGAAGAUUGACAUGGAGCCUCAGGCCCGAUUCAAGGUGGAGGAUACAUUGAACAUCGAAUCGCCGAAGGGAGAAUGGUGGAAAGUGGAGGUGGCCACGCCAUACUCAGAUUGGUGUAGGAAGUGCCGCUGGUAUUUUCACACUGAACAGAACUGUCCUCGACAAGGCUUCGAUAGAAACCCGAGGAGGCAGGGGAACACCAAUCAACCGCAGCCACGUGUUACCAACUCUUCUGAUCCAAGGGGAGCAGCUCGCCCAGCGGAGGGGACGGUGAGAUCAGAUGCAAAUCCACAAGCAUCUCAGACUUCCCGCGGACCAGGCGUCAUUGGCGAUCGGGAGACAGUGCACCCAGUUCAGAGACGGGACACGUCAACACAGCGGGAAGGACAACCAAGCCACGCAGCACAGGCUUUCCGCGAUCCAGGUGUCAUUGGCGAUCGGGAGGCAAUGCUCCAAUCUCAGAGACGGGACACGUCAGCACAGUGGGAAGGACAACCGAUCCACACAGCACAGGCAUCGGAUUAGAACAUUCUCGCCUAAUACCCGCACAUCCUGGCGAAUCCCACGUUCUGCCCCGCUCCGGCUCAUCUCCCCCACAACCACCAAGUCUCCCAAUAUC